This is a messenger RNA of Pocillopora damicornis (cauliflower coral), 382 nucleotides long. Its product is annotated as serine-protein kinase ATM. NCBI's taxonomy places the organism in Eukaryota, Metazoa, Cnidaria, Anthozoa, Scleractinia, Pocilloporidae. Gene Ontology annotation, biological process: DNA repair. The record is from RefSeq and is a predicted model, not a curated record. Gene Ontology annotation, molecular function: protein serine/threonine kinase activity; protein binding.
UCUUCAGCCAUGGACAUAAGUUGUGAAAUAUCUAAUAGCAGUCUUGAAGCUACAGAGUUAUGGACACCCGGAAGUGAAGUCCGGGAGUACAGCCAUGAACUGUGGCUGACAAGACUGGCCUGUACCUUGAUCAAAAGUGGAUUUGUCAAAGAUGAAGUUCUUAUUGUGUUAUCCCCCAUUUGCGACGUAAAGGUAGAGUUUGCUGAACACGUUUUUCCCUACUUGAUACACAACAUACUGGAAUGUGGAGAUGAUGCCAUCAGGACGACGUUGUCGGAACAGUUCAGAAACUUCUUCACUUUUUGUAAUGGAACAAGUGUUGUCCCAAGCAGACCCAACUCUCCGUUACCUCCGAAUCAGCCAUCCUCAAGCAAAAGCGAAG